CGCGCACUGCCGAUGGCUCCGCCCACCCCAACCGGCCGCGCGCCGCCGCGCCGCCCCCGGGUCCCGUGCCCGCGCCCGCGCCGCCGCCGCCGCGCCUCAGCCCCAGCCUCGGCCUCACCCCGUUGCGGAGGUACCCGGAUCCCGACGCCGAGCCCUGCUCGCGCGCCUGCUGGGCGGACCUGGACGAGCGCGAGGCGUUCUGCGAGAGCGAAUUCGCGGUGAACGGGAUCGUGCACGACGUGGACGUGCUGGGCACGGGCAUCCAGCUGGUGACCCUGCUGGUGGAUCGGGACGGGCUGUACAAGAUGAACCGCCUGUACCUCACCCCCGACGGGUUCUUCUUCCGAGUCCACAUGUUAGCCCUGGACUCCUCCAGCUGCAAUAAGCCGUGUCCAGAGUUUAAACUUGGCAGCAGGUAUAUUGUGAUGGGCCACAUCUACCAUAAGAGACGGCAGCUCCCUGCAGCUCUGCUCCAGGUCCUGAGAGGGCGCCUGCGUCCAGGGGAUGGACUGUUGAGGAGCAGCAGCAGCUAUGUGAAAAGGUUUAACCGAAAAAGGGAAGGGCAAGUUCAAGGUGCAAUUCAUACCCAAUGCAUUUGAAACAACUGUACUGGCAUUUCUGGAUUACAAGAGACUUGGACAUCGGCAACGACAUGAAAGAUCCAUCUUCAUGUAAUGAGUCCACCUUUAGAAGAGAGCCCACAGCUACUCUAUGAAUGACUUGCAUAGUUCCAACUGUAAUCUCCAAGGUGUCACUUUGUUAUUUACAAGAUGCUUCUUAAAUGGGCUGCUUCUGAGCUCAGUGUCAAGGUUAUUCAACUGUAGUGCCAGACAGUGAUUUACGCAGCUCAGACAGAUAAUUGACCUGUCCAGUUAACAGAUCACUGCUUCAUGUUAAGUUUUUAAAUUAUUUUAAUUUAAUACAUUCCUUAGUAGAAAUAGUCCACAAAAACAUACUCUUGAAUUUAAAUAUACAACUUUUAUAUCAUGUAUCAAACCAGAUUUUGUAUUCAAACUAUCACAUUUUAAAUUGUGUACAUAACAGUAAGCGCACUCGUCAAAAGACAUUUAUGUAUGAAAUGUCAUUUAGAUCAAACACAAGGGUCAAAGCCUAGGACAAGUAUUAAAAUUUUACACCUCAAGAGUACUAAAGGGCCAGUGUACAGAUGGGUGGAUUAAAAAAAUAAAUAAAAUUUAAAGAUAGUGCUAAACGGCUUACUUCAGGCAAAAGUGUUCCUGAUGAACCAAAAUGUAAAAUAUAGUUUGUUUUCAUUGCCUCCCUGCUCCUAAUAGUGUAUGUUUUGUGCCAAACUGGCAGCUAUCCCAAUGCGAAAUGUAUUCUGGGUGUAUCUGAUGUCAUUUUUCUAUUAAGACCAAGUGUAAUGUUUGUUCGUAAAGCAAUAAACCUUGCCUUGAAAUCAGA
Molecule: messenger RNA, 1422 nt
Organism: Sapajus apella (tufted capuchin)
Lineage: Eukaryota; Metazoa; Chordata; Mammalia; Primates; Cebidae
Gene: CUNH17orf58
Product: chromosome unknown C17orf58 homolog
Exons: 3
Coding region: 306-599 (97 amino acids)
Source: RefSeq, a predicted model, not a curated record